This is a messenger RNA of Glossina fuscipes, 3160 nucleotides long. RefSeq names its product kynurenine 3-monooxygenase (gene cn). Gene Ontology annotation, cellular component: mitochondrial outer membrane. Gene Ontology annotation, molecular function: kynurenine 3-monooxygenase activity; FAD binding; NAD(P)H oxidase H2O2-forming activity. Bases 267 to 1673 code for a protein of 468 amino acids. The record is from RefSeq and is a predicted model, not a curated record. Lineage: Eukaryota; Metazoa; Arthropoda; Insecta; Diptera; Glossinidae. Gene Ontology annotation, biological process: NAD+ metabolic process; L-tryptophan catabolic process; quinolinate biosynthetic process. The transcript has 8 exons.
AGUUUGGAAAAUUGCCAUGUUAUACAAAAUUUACUGAAUUUGCAUAUCACAUUAUAUAUUCGGAAUUUUGAAAGUAAAGUGCCAAUAUUUAAAUAGGAACGUUGUGGCCAACCCGCCACCAGAACUUUGCAGACGAAAUUAUAGGCUGAAGGACACCGUAAAUAGGAUAGUAUGUAGAAUACCUACCCCAUAACAUCAACUCGUCCGUCUUUCACGAAUGUUUGUUGGAAAAAAAGUGAAACCCCAUAUAGAGCGAAGAAAAACAUAUGUGGUCAUAUAGGAGUCACUCGACUUUAGAAAUGAAUGAAAAACUUGUACAAUCCACUGGGAAUGGUUUACAGAGCUCAAUACCGAAAUUAAAUGUUGCUGUUAUCGGUGCAGGACUGGUGGGUUCACUGGCUGCCCUAAAUUUCGCUCGCAAAGGUUACGAAGUUGAUCUUUACGAAUAUCGUCAAGAUAUACGUACAGCAGAACUUGUGCAGGGACGUAGUAUUAAUUUAGCGUUAUCGCAACGUGGACGCAAAGCUUUAGCUGAAGUUGGUCUCGAAGACGAGGUACUUUCAACAGCCAUACCAAUGAGGGGACGGAUGUUGCAUGAUGUUAAAGGCAAUACCUCGAUUGUGUUAUAUGAUCCAUGCACUAAACAGUGCUUAUAUUCAGUGGGACGAAAACAUUUAAAUGAAGUUCUUCUAAAUGCUGGAGAAAAAUUUCCUAACAUUCAUCACCAUUUUGAACACAAGCUAUCGUCCGUAAAUUUCAAUGAAGGAAGCAUGCGUUUUAAAAGACCCUUCCAAGAGGACGCGGAAGCCAAAGCUGAUUUGAUAGUUGGUUGCGAUGGUGCCUUUAGUGCAGUGCGUCAACAAAUGAUUAAAAAAUACGGUUUCAAUUUCUCCCAAGAAUACAUCGAGCACGGCUACUUGGAGCUAUGUAUACCUGCUAAGAACAAUGAAUUUCAAAUGCCUGCCAAUUAUUUACAUAUAUGGCCGCGUGACACUUUCAUGAUGAUCGCUUUACCCAAUCAGGAUAAAUCUUUCACCGUAACUUUAUCGAUGCCAUUCAAAGUAUUCGCUGACAUUAAAACACCCAAAGAUCUUUUAGAAUUCUUCAUCAAGUAUUACAUAGACGCCUUACCGCUUUUAGGCGAGGAAAAAUUAAUAAAAGACUUUUUCAAAUCUAAACCGCAGUAUUUACUAUCGAUAAAGUGCAAUCCUUAUCAUUUUGAAUCGAAAGCUGUAUUACUGGGUGACGCAGCUCACGCUAUGGUACCGUAUUAUGGUCAAGGUAUGAAUGCCGGCAUGGAAGAUUGCAGUUUAUUAUUCUCAAUAAUCAGUCAAACGGAAAUCACUCUGGAUAAAGCUUUAUUGCAAUUCACUGAAUCCCGUUGGCGAGAUGCUCAUGCGAUUUGUGAUUUGGCCAUGUACAAUUACGUCGAAAUGCGCGAUUUAACUAAACGUGUCACUUUUAAAUGUCGGAAAUUUUUGGAUACCACACUUUUCCGAUUCUUUCCCACGAUUUGGGUCCCGCUUUACAAUAGUGUAUCGUUUACUAGUAUGCCUUACAACAAAUGUAUUGCUAAUCGUAAAUGGCAAGAUAAGAUUUUACGCAACAUAUUCUACACAAUCUUAUCUGGCGCCUUGGUAACGGCCACUGCUCUAUAUGUAACGAAUUUAUAGAAAUUCGAUCGAUGUUUUUAUAUUUAACUAUUUAAACUUUUCCCUUUGCACCUCUGCUCUCUCUGUUUCUUACCAAAGAUAUAAUUCAAUUUUAAAAGUUAUAAGACGAUAAAAAAAAACGUGAAAAAAUGAACCUUUUUUUUUGGAAAUUAAUGCUACGAAAAUAACGAAUUAAUCAGUUACUUAUGUUGACCUCUUUCGGAAAUGUGCAUUUAAACUGCUUCACAAGAACUUAGCAAUAACGAGUAUACUCGUCCUACAUAAUAAUAAAUUGGGCUAUAACGAAAUAACUUGAGAAAAUAACAUACACACGAAAUUUUAUGAGAAAAUCCGACAAGGAUCGCGACGUACGCAUUCGUCGCAACACAAAAUUUUGUGUAUUAACGUUUUGAUACAUUCGUCACACAUAGUCAACUGAUUAAUUCGAAUUAACUACGAAUAUGCACAUAAAAAAUCAAAAUUGUUUUUUUUCGAAGAACUCUUAUAAUCAAAAACGUGAUGCGACAUGAUCAAAAUCAAGUGAAAUUAAUUUGUUUUUGCCGAAGAACAUAUUAUUCUUUAUUCUUAUUCUCUUAAUUACACACUAUUGCCAUACAAAACUUUUGUUUCCGCACAAUUCCUUAGAGAGCAAAGGAUACGAAAAAUAGAUUUAUACGUUUCAAACUUUGUACAAUAAAUUUGCAAGUCAUGCUGCUAUUUUGAGACAAAUUUUAUUAUAAAAUACCAAAAAUGAGGCUUUGUCGCCGUCAGAAGGCCUAUAAUUUGUAAGAACAUAUGUGACCCUUCCCUUUCAUAAUGCAUAAUUUUUUGCCGAUUCUUAGUCAAAUUUAUAAACUUCGGCAUCUUUAAAAUAGUUGUUUGCAUAGAGAUUGAUCUUAAAAAUGCUACGGUUCAAUCAAACACAGCGUAGCAUUCAUUCUUGGCCUAAAACUUACUAAAUAGUAAGGGCAAAAUCACAGAAAAUGUGCAAAAUUGCGCUAAUUAUUAGGAAGAUACUCCCGACUAAAGCAAAUUAUAUAUAAUCUGUUUAAUGAAAAAUAUCUACAAUAAAAAUGGCUCCUAUUUUCGAAAAUGACUGUAAAAGGCCUAAUUUCACUUUAUCUCUUCUUUUAUAUGAACUCCAUUCAUCUUUUAUUUCGUUUGUAUACUCUUGGAUUUUCCACACGUUAGUAUUUAAUUUAUGGAAAUAAAAUAAACCUCUAUAGCUUAUAGCCAUUAGUUAUAAACAACAUGCGCUUCCUCUACUUUUUCCACGGUUAUGUUUAAGCUGUGGCUUCUGAUUUAUUUUUGACACUAUUUUAUAUAUUACUUAAGUACUUCAUUUCUAUGAACAGCAAUUGCGCAGUCUCAAAAUCGUUGCCCUCGAAUCUCUACAGUCUCUUUUGCAAGUUGUGCUUUAAAAGUAACUUUGCAAGUACUUUGAUAUUAGUGGCUUCUUCAAUUUGUUUAGUACAUUCCACUAUUUCCAUAUGGGAUUCCUUAUUCAA